Molecule: messenger RNA, 1812 nt
Organism: Ceutorhynchus assimilis (cabbage seed weevil)
Lineage: Eukaryota; Metazoa; Arthropoda; Insecta; Coleoptera; Curculionidae
Source: the annotation of a GenBank genome assembly
AUGUUUAUUUUGUUUCAAUUUAAUUUUCAGUUAACUGACAGUAUUCUUCUUUUAGGUUACAUGCGUCGACAGAAUUACAUGCGUGCUAACUUGUAUUCGACAUCUAAUACUGAACGAAGAGAUCAUCCUCCUCCUUCUUAUAACACUCCAUACAAAACUGUUGAAGUUCCUGGUGCGAGAAGGGAACUAGUUUCUCCACAAAUUAACGUACAACCAACAAAAGUACCAGAAAAUCUUAUGAAAAGCCAACCACAGCAAAUGAAGUCUUUGCAAGCCAAACCUUUGGUCAAACCUGCAUCCCAGCAGCAAAGGAAUACGCAGAUUAAAUUUCCUUUGCGAGAAGCUGAACAGUCUCAAGCAAAACUAUCGCAUGUAUAUGUCCAGCAGCAACCCAAAGCUGCCCAAAAAUCUUUUCGUCCUUUAAAACCACUUGUGCGUAAAGUGGAACUACUGUCAAACCCUCAACAACCUGAAAAUGCCACUCCGCAAAAACUACCUGUUAAACCUUCUCCCGAAAAGGAUCCUGGUUUGUUAACUGAUAGUUUGUCUUGCAUUUUCACUCGCCGGGUUAAUCAGCAACGUAAAUUAUCACAAAGUCGAUCUUUGAUCGAAAAUUUACCCCAGAUAAGCGUCUCUGAAGUGCCGAAAGAAAAACCAGAGGAAACGCCUCAUUAUGAAUCAAUAGAUUAUUGCCCAAAUCCUCCAAGGAUUUCUCAACCGACACCAAAUAUCAGUACUGAAGAUUGGUUUACUACUAAGCAACGAAUAUUGGGCAAUGUAAAACCAGAUAGUGCACAAUUCGUAACUGAACCUAUGAAAAUACCUGAUCCUGAUCCUCCACGUGUUCAAGUAGAUCCUGAAGGUUUCGAUAUUGAACCGCCUGUUCCUAUGAAUCACAACGUUUCACCAUAUAUCCCGUCGGAUAACUUUGAGAGAGAUGAAUAUGAAAGAUACAAAAAAGAUAAAUUGAAAAAUGAAAUUACUUAUGCACUUCUUCAAAAACACUAUGGUCAAGUCAAAGUUUCCAACAAACUGUGUCAAGAAGAUAAAUCACCAGCACCUCAUAGUGAUAAUCAACCCUCUGAAAUGUAUCAUCAAGAUGCAGAACUAAAGGAAGAAUAUCCUGUGGAAAAAGAUCAGUAUGAUAGUCAGGAAUAUCAGUAUCAAUACGAGCCUGCAGAAAAUACACAGUAUACCAACGAUUCACAGAGGUAUGGAGAACAAUCCGAUCAGUACCGUGAAGGCUAUGAUAAAUACAUGGAUCAAGCUGCGCAAGAAGAAAACUAUGAUGGUAAUAAUCCAGCUUGUCCAGAAGCUCCCAAUAUUUCUUCAGUGCCUCAACAAGAUCCCGUCGAACAUGUUCCUCCCGAGGCACCAGAAAUGUAUCAUCAAGAAACUCAAUAUUAUAAAGAUUAUGCCAAAUAUGAUGAAACAAAUACUUUUAAAGAGCCUCUUGCUAUUCUAGCAAAACCCAUUAACAAAACUAUGUGUCACAAAUGUUCAUUCCAAACCACUGAUCUUAAAAAGUUGCGUGCUCAUUUGAAAUUUGUUCAUGGAGAAGUUAUUGCCGAUAGUGACAAUCAAUCACCGAAAAACGAAUUGUUUUCUAGAAGGGAAGCAAAAACUGCCAAAGAUGAGCUAUUUUCUCGCAGAGAAAAUUUUGCUGGUAAUCAGCAGCAGGUAGUGAAAAAAAGAACUUUCAGACGUAGAAACACGGUUGCACCAAAUGUGAACGUUAUAUCCAGUGAAGUUGUAGUAGAGGCUAAAGGAGAAGAUCCGGGAGGCAAUGAAACUAUAGAAGCGGAAAAUUAA